UUCCAGCGGGACAGACGACUCGCAGAGCCGGCAUCUGAUUUGACUGUUUGAUAGCAAAAGAGAAAACACGCUGAACCUUUCUCCUGCAGCAGGAUGGAAGACAAUACUCAGAAGCACAAGGACUUUGUGAGUGGGCCGAUGGAGGACAAGCUGGUGACGGCCCUGCCGGGGAUCGGGGAGGAGCUGGGCCAGAAGCUGGCAAUCCAUGGCUACAAGAAGGCCUACAAGGUUCUGGCUAAGCUCCUGGUAUUGGAGAAAGACGCGCAGAAGUUCAAGGACUGGCUGAGGGACGACAUGGGUGCCAACGAUGAACAGGCGUACCUCUGCCAUAACGCCCUGUGGGUGUGGUGCGAUACCUUCCUCUGAGCCCCCCCUGCUGUGCUUCUGGGACCCGGGAUCUGGUCGUGGUUCCAGGAUCUGGUCGUGGUUCCAGGAUCUGGUCGUGGUUCCAGGAUCUGGUCGUGGUUCCAGGAUCUGGUUCCGGGGAGUUUGCAGAACCUCCUGCAAGAUGCCUGUGAAGUCACAGCAACUGUUUUUUUAUGAGAUGUUUAGAGGUUUUCUGAAAUAAAACGUCUCUCUUAUUGAA
Messenger RNA from Cololabis saira (Pacific saury), 586 nucleotides. RefSeq names its product barrier-to-autointegration factor-like protein. NCBI's taxonomy places the organism in Eukaryota, Metazoa, Chordata, Actinopteri, Beloniformes, Belonidae. The coding region runs from base 94 to 366 and encodes 90 amino acids. The transcript is spliced from 2 exons. Gene Ontology annotation, molecular function: DNA binding. The record is from RefSeq and is a predicted model, not a curated record.